This is a messenger RNA of Micromonas commoda, 1686 nucleotides long. RefSeq names its product major facilitator superfamily. The record is from RefSeq and is a predicted model, not a curated record. Gene Ontology annotation, molecular function: transmembrane transporter activity. NCBI's taxonomy places the organism in Eukaryota, Viridiplantae, Chlorophyta, Mamiellophyceae, Mamiellales, Mamiellaceae. The coding region runs from base 1 to 1686 and encodes 561 amino acids. The transcript has 2 exons. Gene Ontology annotation, biological process: transmembrane transport.
AUGCCGAUUCGAUUCCACCCACGCGCCUCCCGGGCUCCCGAUCCAACCCGAGCUCGGAUCGAUCAAAAAGCACCCGCCGAGUCUUUCCCGGAAACAGAGAUCGGUGGUGCGGGCUUGGGGGGGUGGAGGACCAUGUGGGACUCCGUCGUGCGUCGCCCCCUGCACCUUCUCAAGACCGCCCCGCGCGAGCUCUGGCUCGUCUACGUCUUAAAGGCUCUGGACAGCUACGGAUACUUCGCCCUCAGCGAGGUGUUCACCAUGCUCCUCUCCGACGAGUUUGGCGCAUCGGACACCGUCGCGGGUGCCGUGUACGGAGGGUGGGGAACGGCCAUCACGCUGUACGGGAUACUGACGGGGACGCUCAUAGACGCCAUGGGGGUACGAACGAGCCUGGUCGCCUCGUACGCGCUGCAGACGGCGUCGAGGCUCGUGCUCGUGUACACGAGGAGCAUCUCGCUCGCGUACACCAUGAUCUUUUUUUUGCAACCCCUGGCUUCGUCCUGGGGCGCGCCGGUGCUGACCAUCGCCAUCAAGCGGCUGGUGCGAGACGCGGACAGGACCGUAUCCUUCGGGCUGUUUUACGCCAUGAUGAACGUCGCGGCGCUGCUCUCCGGGUUCGCCAUCGACGCCCUGAGGCUCGGCCUGCCGCGGGGAAUCUCGAGCGACGAGUCCUCGCCCCUCGCAUCCCCCGUGCGCGUCGUCGUUCUCAGCACCGUGGCGACGUCCCUCGGCGCCUUGUGCGUGUCGUGGAGGUUCAGGGACCUGCCCCAUCGCGGCGGCGGGGGUGCGCGCGAGACGGGGGAGGGAGGAGGCGCGGUGACGUGGCGACGCGACGCGGUGGAGAACGCGAGGGGCGUGCUGAGGAACCGACGCUUCUGGCAGUUUCUCGCCAUGGCCGUCUUCACGCUCAACCUCAAGCAGAUAUUCCGGCACAUGGACGCCACGUUCCCCAAGUACGCGGUGCGAGCGUUCGGGUGCGACGCCCCGUUCGGCAGCAUAUACGCCAUAAACCCGGCGAUGAUCAUCCUCGGCGUCCCACUCGUCGCGGCGGCUACGCCCAACGUUCGCCAUUUUGACAUGAUCUUCCGCGGCGGUUGGAUCACCGCGAUUUCGCCUUUUCUCCUCGCGUGGCACCAAACGUACGGCGGCGCGUGCGCCUUCGUGUUCGUACUGAGCCUCGGGGAGAUGGUGUGGUCCCCGCGAUGGUACGACUACACCAUGGCGUGCGCUCCGCCGGGGAAGGAAGGGAUAUUCGGCGCGUUGGCGCUGGCGCCCGUCUUCGCCGCCAAGUUACCGACGGGUCUCUUGGGCGGAUACCUGCUGCAGACGCACUGCCCGGCCGACGCUGGCGGGGACUGUCACCAUUCGGGGCGAGGGGCGACGGUUGGGGGCGAGGUUGGGGGCGAGGUCGGGGGCGAGGUCGGGGGCGAGGUUGGGACGAGAUGCGACGGUCGGGCGCUGUGGGGUACCAUCGGCCUCGUCACCCUCACCUCGCCGGUUCUCAUAGCCGUCUUCCACCGAUGGCUCAGGGACAGCGGCGACGGCGACGGGGAGACGGACGGGGAGACGGACGGCGGCGGCGGCGGCGGCGGCGGCGGUUUCGUCAGGAGGGCGAUCGUGGGUGGAAAGACGUACGAGCGGUUGGAGAGGGCGGAGGAAGACGGCGGGGGAACCGCGGGGGAUUGA